Messenger RNA from Colletotrichum lupini, 1830 nucleotides. RefSeq lists its product as uncharacterized. The record is from RefSeq and is a predicted model, not a curated record. The coding region runs from base 1 to 1830 and encodes 609 amino acids. The transcript has 14 exons. NCBI's taxonomy places the organism in Eukaryota, Fungi, Ascomycota, Sordariomycetes, Glomerellales, Glomerellaceae.
AUGGGCCCGCAGAGAUUGCGCGAGAUUGCGCGAUGUCCCGAAGAAGAAGAAGAAGCAUACCACUAUCGCUGGACCCCACGAAGCCCAUCAACCCAUAGGCAAAGAUCUGGAUGGGCCACAGCAAACGAACUUGAGAUGAUCGAUAUCAUUCCACUUCUUGUGCGGCAGGAUUCUCUGCCCAAAGCUGCCAGUGUUUUUCUGCCCACCGACUUCCCCCGACAUAUUGACCGAGUGCCGAAGCUUAGCAGUCCAUCCUAUGUCCGUGACCAAGUCCACCAGCAAGGACCAUCCAUACUUUCCGUCGCCCAUCAAACGGGCGCAAAGUCCGCGCUACCAUGUUCAAGCAUACCGAUGAGCAGAGCAGGGCAAGGUUUGGAGGUCUUGGCUCCCGAGAAGAGGUCACUGGCAGUCGUUGACGAGAAACCCAUGUCCAUGCUCCCGGACCCGGGCUGCCCCUCCUCGUCGACGCUGCUUGGGUCUUCCCCUCCUCCCAAUCCAGCAGAGCGCUGCCCACAAUUGCUCAAGUCUUUGUCAGAUAUCACAAAAAACCUUGCAGCAGCGGUUACGGUCAGAGAGGGUGGAGGGAAGAAGCGUCGCCGUCUCGUCCGUUUUCACCCGCCACAUGGAGGUUACGUUCGGAGAAAAACACGAGACCCAGCACGUUUAAAGAGACUUCAAUCUGCACUAGAGCAUAUCCCGUCCGUUGAGAGUGUUGAGCGCCGGAAGAACACACUACCCAAAGAAAGAAUUGUCCUUCUUGGCGGUACAGGGAGGGUCGAGAAAUCGAAUGGAUUUUGGUGGGAUACUCAAAGGGGGCAUGCCGAGGUCGAGAAGAGAGCAGACGGGUACAUGGACAAGUACUUGGUCUGCACGCCUUCAACGGACAACAGGGCAGCUAGGGGCCCCAGCCAUCGUUGUGGAUGUUCCCAGAGGAAUGGCACGCUGGGCCGGGACUCGGGAGGAAGCUUUUCUUGGGAGAAGGGGGGCCGGCCCAUCGAGGUCACUCUCUCCGAGUCUAUCGGAUCCGCAUGUAUUCUGAAUCUGAAUUCAAUAACUCAGCGCCUUCAUGCAUCCGAUAGAAUGCUGGCAUUGUCCUUCCUUUGCAGCGAAGAUCGCAUGCCUCUACGCCGCUCGUCACUCGGCAGUCGGCAGUCGCAUCGUUCUAGCCUUUCAGGGCCCACGCAAAAUUUGAUACUUCAAAGUUCAGAGUUCUCUCUCUCUAGUACUGAUACAAACCGGAGUACGGAAAGCGAUCAUGGUUAUACCAUCCUAUCCAUCCAUGCAAGUAGCUUUGAUAUUACACGUCAUGCGACCUCCCGGAUCCCAAACGGAGCCAUCCCCAUGACCAACAACAACCCCCGUCUUUACCCAUCUGUUGUCACUCACAUCGACAUCCCGUUCAUCGGCCGACACAGGGCGACAUCUCCCCGGCUUGACCGCCGGCCGCUGUUGCGUCUGGGUGCCGCCAAGGCAAACUCCGCGACUCUCGCGAUUCGUCCCUGUUUCCCCUCCAGGGCAUAUCAUUUCGGUCCCGUCUUCUUCGCCCACCCGAUCCUCUGCAUCUACUUACCGUCCGGAGCGAACGGGCGUUCGGUCGUCUUGCUAGCACCGGGAAUAACGACCACUGCAGAUCUCCGUCAGCUCAUUUCACAUUUUUGCCUUCGCACCACAGCCAAAUCAAAUCAGGACCAGACGGUACUGAGAUGGAUGGCAAACUGCGACGCUCUAAUCCAACUGGAGGAUCAGAGUCAGUUGCGCUACUUUGGCCCUAGUUUGCGCCCCUAUUGUGUCAACUCAUCUCUUGUCGCCAUCGCGGAUCUUGAUUCGUAG